GGAGACAGAGCAGAGAGGAAGAGGAGAGAGAAGGAGUGAAAUUAAAAAAGAGUGAAGAGACAGAAGACAAGUGCAGCUAAGACAGGACAGAUCUGAAGAGGAGAGGAUGCUGCUGCUGCUGCUGCAGCUGAGCAUCUCUGCCUGACUUCUGAGGAGUUUGGGCUCGGACAUGACGGAGAUGCAGCACCUGUGUGUCUGAGCAUCUUUCAGUUUGUGUGUUAAUGUGUGUGAAGUCAUGGCGAGCGCUCAGCCGGGGGUCCACGCUUUAAAACUCCAGCCUCCCUCCGUCUCUCAAACACUGAAGAACGGAAGCAACUUCAUUAAAUGGGACGAGGAUCUGUCCACCGUGACUCCGGUGACUCUACAUGUGGAUCCACAUGGAUUUUACCUCUACUGGACCGACCAGAACAAGGAGACAGAGGUGUUGGACCUGACGUUCGUAAAAGAUGUCAGAACGGGGAGAAGCACCAAAACACCCAAGGAGGCCAAGCUGCGGGAGCUGCUGGAUGUGGGAAACCUGGUUGGCCGUCUCGAGAACCGCAUGGUUACCGUGGUUACGGCAUCAGACCUUGUGAACGUGAACCAGCUUAACUUCAUCGCUUCACAGGAGGACGAAGCUAAGAUGUGGUGUGAGGAAGUAUUUUCUCUGGCUUCCAACCUGCUGAGCCACAAUCUGAACAGAGACCACAGUCUGUUGAAAGCGUACGUCAGGUUAACCCUCCAGCCGAACGCAGAGGGGAGAAUCCCCGUCAAGAACAUCGUUCGACUGUUUUCAUCAGACAGAAAGAGAGUGGAGAACGCCCUGGAGAGCUGCAAACUGCCCUACGGACGGGGUGACAGCAUCAAGCUGGAAGACUUUACACUUGAAAUGUACAGGAGCUUUUUGGACAGCCUGUGUCCUCGUCCUGAGCUUGGCAACAUCUUCAAACUGCAAGGAUGGGCUGACGGCACGCUGUCAGUCGAUCAGAUGACAGAGUUCGUCAACAACAAGCAGAGAGACCCGAGGCUGAACGAAAUCCUCUACCCGCCCCUCCGUCCUGCACAGACACACGCUCUGAUGGAGAGGUACCAGCAUGACAAGGAACAGCUGAAGCAAGGCAUCAUCUCUGUCCAGGCGUUCUCCAGUUAUUUGUCCAGUGAUGAGAACGGAGUCAUCCCUCCAGAGAAACUGGAUCAGUCCGAAGACAUGAGCUUCCCCCUGUCUCACUACAUCAUCAACUCAUCACACAAUACAUACCUGACAGCGGGCCAGCUGGCAGGAAGCUCCUCGGUGGAGAUGUACAGGCAGGUUCUCCUGGCCGGAUGCCGCUGUGUGGAAUUAGAUGUCUGGAAAGGACGAACUGCUGAGGAGGAACCCGUCAUCACACACGGGUUCACCAUGACAUCGGAAAUCCCUUUUAAGGAAGUGAUUGAAGCUAUUGCAGAGUGCGCGUUCAAGACGUCACCUUUCCCCGUCAUCCUGUCCUUCGAAAACCACGUGGACUCUUUGAAGCAGCAGGCUAAAAUGGCUGAAUAUUGUCGAUCUAUUUUCGGAGAGGCGCUGUUGAUUGACCCUCUGGACAAAUACCCUCUGGAGUCCGGCGUCCCCCUGCCCAGUCCUCAGGAGCUGAUGGGCAAAAUUCUCAUCAAGAACAAGAAAUCCCACAAACCCUCCAACAACACAGACACCAAAAGACUGACUGACCAACCUGCCAAUCAGAGCAACGAACCGGUGUCUCCUAGCAACAACACAGGAGAGAUCGAGGCUGAGAGUGAGGAAGAUGAUGAUGAUGAAGAUGAUGAUGGUAAAAAGGGCUCAGCGGAGCGGGAGGCCGUGGCUACAGAGGAAAUGUCAACUCUGGUAAACUACGUCCAGCCAACCAAGUUCAACUCCUUCGAAGCCUCAAAGAAGGCAGCCCGCUGUUACCACAUGUCGUCUUUUGUGGAGACCAAAGCUUUGGAGCACCUCACAAAGUCGCCAGUGGAGUUUGUGGAAUAUAAUAAAUCCCAGCUGAGUCGUAUCUAUCCGAAGGGAACCAGAGUUGACUCGUCCAACUUCAUGCCUCAGCUCUUCUGGAAUGCCGGCUGUCAGCUGGUCGCUCUCAACUACCAAACUAUAGAUUUGUCGAUGCAGCUGAAUCUCUUCAUGUUCGAGUACAACGGUCGCAGCGGCUACAGACUAAAGCCGGAGUUCAUGAGGCGGCCAGACAAACACUUUGACCCUUUCACAGAGAACACAGUAGACGGCAUCGUAGCCAACACCCUUUCUGUGAAGAUCAUUUCAGGCCAAUUUCUGACUGAAAAGCGGGUUGGUGUUUACGUGGAGGUGGACAUGUUUGGGCUUCCUGCGGACACCAGGAGGAAAGCGCUGAAGACCAAAACGUCCCAGAACAACAACUCCGUCAACCCGGUGUGGGACGAAGAGCCGAUUGUCUUCAAAAAGGUGAUCCUUCCGACUCUGGCCUCUAUUAGAAUCGCUGCUUUUGAGGAAGGAGGGAAGUUCAUUGGCCAUCGGAUUAUUCCAGUGUCUGCCAUCAGACCAGGUUACCGUUACAUCAGCUUGAGGAAUGAGAAGAACCAGUGUCUGAUUCUACCGGCUGUGUUUGUCUACAUCGAGGUCAAAGACUACGUCCCGGACACAUUUGCAGAUGUGAUCGAGGCUUUGUCCAACCCCAUUCGAUACGUCAACCUCCUGGAGCAGAGGUCCAAACAGCUGGCGGCUCUGACACUGGAGGACGUAGAGGAGGACACACAGGCCGAGGAAGAGGCAGACAGCUGUGCGGAGCGUAAGAACGAUCUGAAAUCAGCUCCGCUGGAGAACGGGCUCAGCCCCGCCUCUGGACCUACAGGCCACACCCCCAUCGCAACCACGCCCAAAGCCUCUGCAGCCAAUCAGCAGACUGCUACAACAGAAGCAAGCAAACCAGCAGCAAAGAGUGAAGAUCUGGUUUUAAGUGUUUUGAUAGAUGUUCAAGUGUGCGCCAUGGAAAAUCUGCAGCAGUCGAAGGUUUACCAGAAGGAGCAGAGGCGUCAGUUUAAAGAGCUGAAGGAGCUGGUGAGGAGGCACCAGAAGAAAACCUCAGAGCUCCUCCGAGAGUUCAACAACAAGUACAAGAAGACGGCCAGACAGUGCAGCAAGAGCAGGGGCUCAUGUUCAGACAGUGACAAGGACGAGCGCCUCCAGAAGCUGAGAGAAGAGCAGCAGCAGCAGCUUCUGGCUCUGAGGCAGGAACAGUACUACAGUCAGAAAUAUCUGCAGAGAGAACAUAUUAAAAUGCUGACAGAGCGACUGACCAGUCUGGCUGAGGAGAGUCACAACACCCAGAUGAAGAAACUCAAAGACAUCUGCGACAAGGAGAAGAAAGAGUUGAAGAGGCUGAUGGAUCGAAGGAGAACAGAGAAGAUCAACCAGGCGAAGACCAAAGAGAAACAUCUGGCUGAAGAGGAGAAGAUUGAGAUCAAUAAGUCCUACGUCAAUGAAGUCGUCCAGAACAUAAAACGGCUUGAGGAGACUCAGACAAAGCGCCACGAUCAGCUGGUGGAGCAGCACAACGAGCUGCUGCAGGAGAUACAAGACCAGAAACCAAAGCUGCAAGGGGCCGUGGAGGCCGAGUUUCAGGAGAAGUUCCAGUGUUUGCCCGGAGAGAUUGAAGACUUCCUGCAGGACAGGAAGAUGGAGCUCAGAGGUCACAGCAAGUCCCGAUCUUCGACCCCACACGAAACUUUGUCAGAGGAGGACUGAAGUGUGCCGAGGAGCGAAGAACCAGAGUCUGUGCGGAGCAAAUUGAUCAACAUACGAGGAAGUAAGAGCGGAAAUGAUGAUGAAGGGGUGGUGAGAGGAGAGCUCAAGAUCAUGAAGACUGUUACCUUUGUUUUUAAUGGAAGAAUGCUUUAAUGAUUUAUUUUUUAAUUCCAUUCGAGCAUGCACUUUGCUGUACUUCAGCGUUUCAUCAGAACCCAUUAAGUCUUAUUUACUGUCAUGUGUUAUUUUGACAGACAACUGAAACCCAACACUUUGUACUGCAUGACAACCCGAUCUAUCUAUCUAUCUAUCUAUCUAUCUAUCUAUCUAUCUAUCUGUCUGACAGUUUGUGCAGUGAACAUAUAUUUUAUAUGCAGAUGGAGAGAUGUUAUACAGUGGCACACAAUCGCUUCAGCAGCAGAUUUCCAGCAGCUCUUUUAUCUUCUCAUUAGUCAGUCAGCUGUCGGCGGCCAUGACAGCUUCUACAACGGUUAACACUACAAUAAUACCACAUUUACAAAGAGCAGCUGGAGGUUAUUUUACUUUGUGUGGUGAUGAAGGAGGGACCGUGCUCCUCUCCUCCUCUCUUUCCUCCACCUACAUAUAUCGAGCACGUCUAAAAUAAAGAGGUAAAAUCGAUUACAAUCAGACAUGAUGUUGCACACUAUAACAACAUGUGACGAUGUGCACAGCAGCAUGUGAUGACACACACACACACACCAGUGUAAUGUGAAUACUGUAUACUGUUUCAGGAUGUGGGCAAAUACACACACAGUGGUUUUUACCAUCUUGGUUUUAUGUUACAUCAAUGAAUCUAAUGUCAUAUAAUAUUUCAGAGUAUUAUUGAGCCUUUUUUGUUUUUUUGUGUUACUUUUUUACACCAUAGGGUGAUUGUUCAUCCAUAUAAUACAUAGGAACUGGGAUGAAGUCCGUAUUCAGGAUGUGAAAGGAUAGAUCGGAUCUCUUGAGGGGGGGUAGUAUGAGGUACUUAUGGUGCGUUCCAUUCGUAUUGGGAAGUCAGAAUUUCUGGAUUCCCAAUCAGGAAUUUCAGCUGGAAUGCCCGAUGAAGUCAGAUUUCCAACUCAAGCUGAAAACACACCGGCGUUGCGGCGCAUAAUGUGACGCUUGUCAAGUGCCACCCCAAGCACAAACGUCAACAUAUGCCCAUGUAAAGUUGUUACUACUUUUACUGACAGAUCUGUACUUCCUCCACCUCUGUGUUAGCUUAAACUCGUGUGGACAGCCACUAAUCAAACUUGAUGUCUCACCUGAAGAGUCGAUCUCCAGAGCUGUGACUCUCCAGGCAAUAUCUUUUUGACCAUUGUCUUUAUAAUGACGGGACUGUCGG
Molecule: messenger RNA, 5069 nt
Organism: Epinephelus lanceolatus (giant grouper)
Lineage: Eukaryota; Metazoa; Chordata; Actinopteri; Perciformes; Serranidae
Product: 1-phosphatidylinositol 4,5-bisphosphate phosphodiesterase beta-1
Biological process (GO): phosphatidylinositol-mediated signaling; G protein-coupled receptor signaling pathway; phosphatidylinositol metabolic process
Cellular component (GO): nuclear speck; cytoplasm
Molecular function (GO): calcium ion binding; phosphatidylinositol-4,5-bisphosphate phospholipase C activity; calmodulin binding
Source: RefSeq, a predicted model, not a curated record